Molecule: messenger RNA, 1632 nt
Organism: Photinus pyralis (common eastern firefly)
Lineage: Eukaryota; Metazoa; Arthropoda; Insecta; Coleoptera; Lampyridae
Gene: Aatf
Product: protein AATF
Exons: 2
Coding region: 128-1474 (448 amino acids)
Biological process (GO): regulation of transcription by RNA polymerase II
Cellular component (GO): nucleolus; nucleus
Source: RefSeq, a predicted model, not a curated record
UCACUGUAACGUUCCACUACAUACAGGGAUCGUAAAUACAUGCUGUCUUGUCGAAAUUCUAACCUUACAAAUUUACUACAUUUAUUACGAGUUCUAACCACUUUUCCCAGCUUCCAAUUUGUUUAUAAUGGCUGAAAGUUUAUCAGAUAAAAUCGCAACCCUUUUAAGUGCGGCGCCUACAAGUUUUGAUCCCGAAGAUGAUGUUAAUGAGGAAACUACUGCAAGGGUAGAAAGUCAAUAUGCAUCAGAUGAUGACAACAAUUUAUCCCAGAAUCUGAGUCAAUUUCGUAAACAAAACGUUGAGUUGCUCGAAGAGGUUGAUAAACGGUACGAAGGGAAACGAGCGAGUAGAAAGAAACUUACACAGUACGAUGAGUGGGAAUCUAAAAGCGAGGAUGGUAAAUCCUCUGAGGAAACUGAGGACAGUGGUGACGAAGAAUCCGCUGGUGAAGAAAGUGAUGCUACGGAAGAGUAUGAUGAUGAAGUGUACGGCGAAGAUAGUGGCACUGCAAACAUUUUUAAGAAUGCAGAGACGGUUUCGACAAAUAAAAGUACUUGCGUUAGACAACAGCUCAAUACUUGGGAAAGUUUUCUAGAAAUGCGCAUUCAAUUGCAAAAGUGCUUAAUAGUGGCGAACAAACUGCCACAGGGCGCCAACUUUGAGCAACUGAAAAAUGAUGCAGAUUUCGAUGUUGAGUCGAGAAAAGCCGUUGGUACAGUUAAAAAUUUAUUAGACAAACUUCUAGAAUUGCAAAUGUUGCUGUUAAAAAAUUAUCCAGAGACAAAGAAACUGUUCUUGAAACCAGAGGUUAAAAACAAAAGUGAAAGUGAUGAAGAAAUUCCCAGUGAUACAGAUGAAGAAGAGUUAUCUGAAGUGCCUUGUAGAAAGAGAAUGAAGACAGACGAGUAUAGUGCCGAAUUAACCAACAGGAGUGAUUUGUACUAUAAUUAUCGCAACUCUGUCUUGCAAAAGUGGCAUGACAAGACACAAAUUGGUGUAAACAAAUCGGGUAAUGUGGUUCAUUCGGUUACCGAACAGAUCAAACAUAUUUUAACCAGUAAGGAAAAGUUGAUUAAAGCAACACAGUUAAAGAGAACCGACUAUGACAUAUUAGGUGAACAUUCUGAUAAAAUUGCAGAAAGUUCAGUAGAUGUGUACAAUACAAAUAUAUUUGAUGAUACCGAUUUUUAUCAUCAUCUAUUAAGGGAACUGAUUGAAUUUAAAUCGUCCGAUUUGACUGACCCUGUGAAAUUAGGCAGGCAAUGGAUGCAACUGCAAAGUUUAAGAAGCAAAAUGAAGAAAAAGGUUGACACUAAGGCAACAAAGGGUAGAAAAAUUCGAUAUGUUGUACAUUCAAAGUUGGUGAACUUUAUGGCGCCCGUUGAAGAUCUCACUUGGCAGGAAAGUGCAAAAAAUGAACUUUACGGUUCGCUGUUUGGAAAAAAUCAAUCAGGCAGCAAGAUUUCAAGUUGAUAAUAGUAUUAAUACUCAAUUUUUUUGUGACGCAUUUAGAAAGAGGUGGUAUUUUAUAGUGCUAUCAAUCAACUUUUUGAUUCUAAGGCUAAUUGUUGAGAUCAAUUGUGGUAUUUUGAAUUAUGUUUGUAAAUAUAAUUUAUUUGAAAAUACUGAAA